CUCUUCCGUUGGAUACCCAGACUGCUCUGCGUUGCUGUUUCUUGUUCUCGUUCGUCGCCAUUCUGUUUCGACGUAAAGUCGUGUGUGAGGUUGGUUUACCUCAUCGCGGUUUUAUCUACGCGUGUGGAUAAUUACAAGUUUUGUUCCGAGCCGCACAAAUGAAGAUGGUAGACAAAAUAGAGAUGAGUCUGGACGACAUUAUCAAGCAGACCAAAGGUGCUCGUCUACGGGGCGGCGGCAGAGACCUCAGACGCGGUAGAGGCGCCGGCAGUUCGCCUCGUCGAGGAGCGCGUAGGACCCAAAGAACUGGCGGGGGUGUAAUGCGAGGACGUAGUCGUGGCGGUAUUACACGCGCCUCUCUACCGUAUACGAGGGGUGAUGUAAACAGUGCUUGGAAACACGAUAUGUUUGAUGGUGUAAAGAAAGUUGGUCGUGGUGCAAUAGGAAAUGCAGGAACUACCAAACUUUUGGUAUCAAACCUUGAUUUUGGUGUAUCAGACUCAGACAUACAGGAACUAUUCAGUGAAUUUGGACCUUUAAAGUCAGCAGCAGUACAUUAUGAUAGGUCAGGUCGAUCUUUAGGCUCAGCAGAUGUCAUAUUUGAAAGACGGGCAGAUGCUAUCAAAGCAAUGAAACAAUAUCAUGGAGUACCUCUAGAUGGUCGUGAAAUGAAUAUACAAGUUGCUACAAGUGAAUUACCAAUCACUUCCCCUCGUAGUGGCCCGAGACUUAGCGGUGCUAAUUACACACAGAGACCUCAGACUCGUUUUAGAGGAAAUCGUGGUGCAGGGUCUAUUAGAGGUCGUGGUAGUGGUCGACGAGGAGGUCGAGGGGGCGCUCGGCAAAUAACAAAAACGCCCACUGCCGAAGAGUUGGAUGCAGAACUGGAAGCUUACGUGAAGGAAGUAAAGUAACAACAUCACAAAACAACCUUCGCUCUUAAUUAAGAUUUUGUUCUCAUUUGACUUAACACAAUACACUGUGUUGGCUUUAUUUUCAUAAAUUUAUGUAGUAUAAAUAUAAUAUUGUCUAUAUACUAAAAAAGGAAAUUUAAUGAGAUAUAAAAAGAGUUUCUCAUUUAAUCAAAUCAAUUUUUAUUUUUGACGAGUCCUCCGGAAAUUUGCGCAUAAUAACAACUGAAUUUUACGAGAAAAAAUUCAUAAACAUUAUAGUAGACAUUCAUAGAUUUUUUUAUGAUAUGAAAAUAAGAAGGAUUAAAAACAAACGUAUAAUGUAAAGACUGUAUGGAUUUGUAUGUACUUUAUCGUGCGUGUGUGCUCAUCAAGAUGAAAAAUACAGUGAGAUUCAUCUAGAAAA
Molecule: messenger RNA, 1317 nt
Organism: Odontomachus brunneus
Lineage: Eukaryota; Metazoa; Arthropoda; Insecta; Hymenoptera; Formicidae
Gene: Ref1
Product: THO complex subunit 4
Exons: 5
Coding region: 159-914 (251 amino acids)
Biological process (GO): mRNA export from nucleus
Cellular component (GO): nucleus
Molecular function (GO): mRNA binding
Source: RefSeq, a predicted model, not a curated record